GUUUUCAUCAACAGUUCCACGUGCAAAUGGAACUCAAGAAAAUGAAACCUUUAACAGACGACGCCGCCGAAUCCCCGCCAGAAACGGGGGCCCGGAAGCGUCGCAACCCGUUCAACACACAGCGGCUGAAGGAGGAGAAGGAGCGCCGCCAGAAGAAGCGAGCGCGUCUUAUCGUUCGCAACAUCAGCUACAAGACCACGGAUGAUUCGCUACGCGAGCAUUUCGGACAGUGGGGCACGUUGGAGGACGUACACAUCCUGAAGCGCGGCGACGGCAAGCUGGUGGGAUGCGCCUUUGUGCAGUACGAGACCAUCAACCAGGCCACCAAAGCGAUCCUCAACUCCAACGGCAAGGAGCUGCUCGGCAGGAAGGUGUUUGUGGACUGGGCCUUGGGCAAGGACGAGUACGUGACGAAGAACCCCAAGGAGGAGGAGCCGGAAGAGAAGAAGCCAAAGGUGGAGGUGAAGGAAGAGGACGGCGACGAGAAGGAAGUCAAGGAGGAAAGCGACGAGGAAGCUGGCGAGGAAGGCGCCAGUUCUGGGGAAGAUUCUGGGUCGGAAUCCGACGAAGAUGAAGAGGACGCUGGGGAAUCAGGGGACGAAGAGGACGACGACGACCAUAAAGAGAACAAGGACGAAUUAAAAUCAAAAUUGGAUAUCGAAAAUGUGAAAAAGGAAAAGCAAAUCUCCAACGACGUCCAGGAGGGAUGCACGGUCUUCAUCAAAAACGUUCCCUUCGAUGCAGAGGAUGCCGACCUGAGAAAGGCGUGCCGCAAGUUUGGCUUGGUCAGCUACGCCAUAAUCAAUCGCCAGGCGGUUUCCGGGCACUCCAAGGGCACAGCCUUUGUUAAGUUCAAGGCCAAGGAGUCGGCGGAUCUUUGUCUGCAAGCUGGAACGGAGUUCAAGCUGAUGGAUGAGGUCCUGGAUCCGCAUCCCGCAUUGAGUCGCGAGGAAAUGAAGUCGAAGCAGUCGCAGGACAACAAAAAGGACGAUGCCAAGGACUCACGAAACCUGUAUUUGGCCAGGGAAGGUCUUAUCAUGUCUGGAGCGAAGGCAGCCGACGGUGUUUCGGCCUCAGACAUGGCCAAGCGACAUGAACUGGAGCAGGUUAAGACGCAGGUGCUCAAGAACUUGAAUCGGUUUGUUUCCCGCAAUCGCUUGUCCAUUCACAAUCUGCCCCAAAACUACGACAAUGAAAAGCUGAAGCAAAUGGCACUCACCUACACUGGUUUCCGACCCCACGAAUGCCGGGUGAUGAGGGAACACAAGGUGACCCCUGAGCAUCCGCAGGGCAAGUCCAAGGGUUUCGGUUUCCUAUCCUUCGACACGCAUCAGAGAGCUCUGGCCGCCCUGCGGAAACUGAACAACAACCCCAACAUCUUCGGAACACAGAGUCGCCCCAUUGUCGCGUUCAGUAUAGAGGAUCGUGCUGUGCACAAAAUCAAAGAGAAGCGCACAGAGCGCUCCAAGCUGAACAAUCCCACAUACCAGAACAAGCAGCAGGAGCGCAAGGAGCGUCGCCAGCAAAAGCGAAAUGGCCAGAAGACCAAAACUCCGGCUCCCCAGGCCGAUAACAAAACCAAACUUCAGAAACAUAUUAAGAAGCUGGAGGCUUCGCGAGCAGCCAAAGCCGAAGGUAAAGCGGCGGAGAAAAAGCAGCUGAGCGAUGUGCAGGGCGACUAUGUGGGCACGGCAGCCAAGCCGGGCACUUCGCUCAAGAUGCGAUCCAAGAAGAAGAUCGUGGAGCAGGCCAAGGAACACUUGAAGAAGGUAAAGACCGAGAAGCGCAAGCAGAAGAACAAGAAGAUACGCGAGUCCCACCUGGCGGAGCGCAAGGCUAACAAUCGGCCCAAGCAGGGACGCAAGAAGGAAACGGAUGACCUGCGGCCCCUGAUCAAUAAGUACAAGAACAUGAUUAGUGGAAACCAAGGAGGCGGCGGUGUUACGGGCGGUAAAGUCAAGAAACCUAAGCGCACCAAGUGGUACACGGAGUAACGCUGCCUUGUCUAGGAUAAGAACUAACUUUUUAGCAAUAAAACUGUAGAUGAGAAAAUCUAUACAGGUAAUCACUACAACCAGGUAAA
Drosophila yakuba is the source of this 2083-nucleotide messenger RNA. Its product is annotated as RNA-binding protein 28. Lineage: Eukaryota; Metazoa; Arthropoda; Insecta; Diptera; Drosophilidae. Bases 27 to 1994 code for a protein of 655 amino acids. The transcript is spliced from 3 exons. The record is from RefSeq and is a predicted model, not a curated record. Gene Ontology annotation, molecular function: RNA binding.